AGUCCCCAAACUGUCUUCCAGGAGUUUUCUUGGCCGAAGCUGGCCGAUGUUUGAGCCUUUUCUUCCCAGGGAAGAAGAUGGACUGAAAGCUGCCCGUUGGGGACUUUGUGCGAUCAGGGCACUGCUGGGUUUUAAAGGAGGUGAUGGGGCUUGCGCUGGCUUGUCUUCCCACUCAAGUGAAGAGUUGUUGAUGUUCACUGGUUAUGCUUAGACAAUGCGCAGUUUGUUUUAAUUUAAAAUUUUGGGGGGGAUAGGGGUAUAGGCUUGUGAAGGGCAGUCCGGAUCCGGUGGAACUCCUCUUUGUACCUUGGUAGGAGAGACACCCCCAGUCUGUCCUCGAUGCCGUCAGCCUUGGCCAUCUUCACUUGCCGCCCGAACUCGCACCCAUUUCAGGAGCGCCAUGUCUACCUGGACGAGCCCAUUAAAAUCGGCCGCUCCGUGGCCCGCUGUCGACCAGCGCAGAAUAAUGCUACCUUUGAUUGCAAAGUGCUGUCAAGGAACCAUGCUCUCGUUUGGUUUGAUCACAAGACGGGCAAGUUUUAUCUCCAAGACACUAAAAGUAGUAACGGUACCUUUAUAAAUAGCCAGAGAUUGAGUCGAGGCUCUGAAGAAAGUCCACCAUGUGAAAUUCUUUCUGGUGACAUUAUCCAGUUUGGGGUAGAUGUAACGGAGAACACACGGAAAGGUACGGUUACCCAUGGGUGUAUUGUUUCCACAAUAAAACUUUUUCUACCAGAUGGUAUGGAAGCCCGACUCCGCUCAGAUGUCAUCCACGCUCCAUUGCCAAGUCCUGUUGACAAAGUUGCUGCUAACACUCCAAGUAUGUACUCUCAGGAACUAUUCCAGCUUUCCCAGUAUCUACAGGAGGCCUUACAUCGGGAACAGAUGUUGGAACAGAAGUUAGCCACACUUCAGCGGCUACUAGCCAUCACCCAAGAGGCUUCAGAUACCAGUUGGCAGGCUUUAAUAGAUGAAGAUAGACUCUUAUCACGGUUAGAAGUUAUGGGAAACCAAUUACAGGCAUGCUCCAAAAAUCAAACAGAAGAUAGUUUACGGAAGGAACUUGUAGCAUUACAGGAGGAUAAACACAACUACGAGACGACAGCCAAAGAGUCCCUGAGGCGGGUUCUUCAGGAGAAAAUUGAAGUGGUUAGAAAACUUUCAGAAGUUGAGCGAAGUCUGAGUAAUACUGAAGAUGAAUGUACCCAUCUUAAAGAAAUGAAUGAACGGACUCAGGAAGAAUUAAGAGAAUUAGCCAAUAAAUAUAAUGGAGCAGUUAAUGAGAUUAAAGAUUUAUCUGAUAAAUUAAAGGUAGCAGAGGGAAAACAAGAAGAAAUCCAACAGAAGGGACAAGCUGAGAAAAAAGAAUUACAACAUAAAAUAGAUGAAAUGGAGGAAAAAGAACAGGAGCUCCAGGCAAAAAUAGAAGCUUUGCAAGCUGAUAAUGACUUCACCAAUGAAAGGCUAACAGCUUUACAAGUACGGUUAGAACAUCUUCAGGAGAAAACUCUUAAAGAAUGCAGCAGUUUAGGGAUACAAGUUGAUGACUUCUUACCUAAAAUAAAUGGGAGCACAGAAAAAGAGCACUUGCUUUCAAAGAGUGGCGGGGACUGCACUUUUAUUCAUCAAUUCAUAGAAUGCCAGAAGAAGCUGAUCGUCGAGGGGCAUCUAACCAAAGUGGUAGAAGAAACAAAGCUUUCAAAAGAAAACCAGGCAAGAGCAAAAGAAUCUGAUUUGUCAGAUACUCUGAGUCCAAGCAAGGAAAAGAGUAGUGACGACACUACAGACGCCCAAAUGGAUGAGCAAGACCUAAAUGAACCUCUUGCUAAAGUGUCCCUAUUAAAAGAUGACUUGCAGGGUGCACAGUCAGAAAUUGAGGCAAAACAAGAAAUUCAGCAUCUUCGCAAGGAAUUGAUUGAAGCCCAGGAACUAGCUAGAGCAAGUAAACAAAAAUGCUUUGAACUUCAAGCUCUUUUGGAAGAAGAAAGAAAAGCCUAUCGAAAUCAAGUUGAGGAAUCCAGUAAACAAAUACAGGUUCUUCAAGCCCAACUACAGAGGUUACACAUCAAUAUUGAGAAUCUCCGGGAGGAGAAGGACAGUGAAAUCACAAGCACUCGAGAUGAACUGCUUAGUGCCCGAGAUGAAAUUUUGCUCCUUCAUCAAGCAGCAGAAAAGGCUGCUUCUGAGCGGGACACUGACAUUGCCUCGUUACAAGAAGAGCUUAAGAAGGUGCGAGCUGAGCUUGAGCGGUGGCGGAAAGCAGCGUCUGAAUAUGAGAAAGAAAUCACGAGUCUGCAAAAUAGUUUUCAGCUUCGAUGUCAGCAGUGUGAGGAUCAGCAGAGAGAGGAAGCAACAAGGCUACAAAGUGAACUAGAGAAGUUGAGAAAGGAAUGGAAUGUAUUGGAAACCGAAUGCCAUUCUCUAAAAAAGGAAAAUGUUUUGUUAUCAUCAGAACUGCAGCGGCAAGAAAAAGAAUUGCACAAUUCUCAGAAGCAGAGUUUAGAGCUUACCAGUGAUCUCAGCAUCCUUCAGAUGACUAGAAAACAGCUUGAGAAUCAAGUGGGAUCCUUGAAAGAACAGCAUCUUCGGGAUUCAGCUGAUUUAAAAACUCUUCUCAGUAAGGCUGAAAACCAAGCAAAGGAUGUACAGAAAGAGUAUGAAAAGACACAGACUGUACUCUCAGAACUGAAGUUGAAGUUUGAAAUGACUGAGCAGGAAAAACAAUCAAUCACAGAUGAGCUCAAACAAUGUAAAGACAACCUGAAGCUGCUCCGAGAGAAAGGAAAUAAUCCUUCCAUAUUACAACCCGUCCCAGCCGUAUUCAUCGGCCUAUUCCUGGCUUUCCUGUUUUGGUGUUUCGGUCCAUUGUGGUAGAGAAAGAAACCCUGGCCCUGGAUGCCCAUGUUGGCUGCCCUGGUUGCGGUGACAGCCAUCGUGCUGUACGUGCCAGGUCUGGCCAGAGCUUCUCCAUGAGAGCGUUUCUUGAGUCCGUACACCGUCCUCCCUUUAGAAGCUGGCAUCACACUCAUGCUGGGGACAAACAGAACCAUUUUCUUCCUUUUUACCUCUUAAGACAGCAGAAGUGCAAGAAUACAGCUGUAGGGUCAUUGCUUUAAAUUAUAUAAAAUGUAUCUAUCUAUAAAGAGGAUAUAAAAUUGUGACUUUAUUCUACUGUAAGCAAUAAUUUGCUUGCAAUUUUUCAUGUAAUUUUUAAAUUAGUAUGUUGAGAUUCUGAAUAUUAUGGUGGCCUAAAGUAGGCUUCUUGGUACACCAAAUUAUUUAUAACAUUAAAUUUAUGGGUAUUUUACUCUGAAUUCUAAUGGCCAGAUAAUUCAUUUUUCUGAUUCGAUAACUACCCAAACCAAACAACCAAUACAUACAUGGGAAGAGAGGCCCUGUGUGCUCAGUGCCUAUCAGUUUGAAAUAUAUACACAUAUAUAUAUAUUUUUUACAUAUUUACGCCAUUUUUACUUGUUAUAAAACCACUGAGCUAUUGGGAACAAGACUUAGAGACAACUAUUUGCGUGGAUUUUUCUUUCUUUCUUUCUUUCUUUCUUUCUUUCUUUCUUUCUUUUUAAGGAGAAAUACACUUGGAAAAUAUUCUGUUCUAGUGAUAAUUUGGGGAAUAUGUGCACGCUUGUUCAGCCUUAAUGUGACUUGACGAUGUGGAGGACAUCAACUUUGAAAAACUUUCCAUGAGAGUGCGUAUUUUCUUGAGCAAACUGAAGUAUUUCUGGGAGCAAAAACAGUAAUUCUACAAUUUCAGUGCAGUAAACCAAACUGUUGAGUCAAUUGGAAUGUAAUUUAUUAAACCUCAUGUAUUUAAAG
This is a messenger RNA of Callorhinus ursinus (northern fur seal), 3828 nucleotides long. RefSeq names its product sarcolemma associated protein (gene SLMAP). Gene Ontology annotation, molecular function: protein binding. Gene Ontology annotation, biological process: protein localization to plasma membrane; regulation of voltage-gated sodium channel activity; regulation of membrane depolarization during cardiac muscle cell action potential. Lineage: Eukaryota; Metazoa; Chordata; Mammalia; Carnivora; Otariidae. The record is from RefSeq and is a predicted model, not a curated record.